Nymphaea colorata (pocket water lily) is the source of this 879-nucleotide messenger RNA. Its product is annotated as rRNA biogenesis protein RRP5-like. The record is from RefSeq and is a predicted model, not a curated record. Gene Ontology annotation, cellular component: nucleolus; small-subunit processome. Gene Ontology annotation, biological process: rRNA processing. Gene Ontology annotation, molecular function: RNA binding. The coding region runs from base 1 to 879 and encodes 292 amino acids. Lineage: Eukaryota; Viridiplantae; Streptophyta; Magnoliopsida; Nymphaeales; Nymphaeaceae. The transcript has 7 exons.
AUGGGGAAAAGUUCUGUUGAGGUGAGAGCUCGGAUUAUGUUCAUUGGCCCCAUCACUAGAGCUGUUGGACUUACCAUGAAUCCACACCUUUUACAAGGCCAUCUUCCCCCUUCGCAUGUUAGAGCUGGAGAUGUUUAUGAAGAUGCACGCAUUAUAAGGAUUGAUGGGAGAUCCGGGCUUUUGCUUGAGGUUUCUUCUAGUCCUGUUCAUACACCUGCGUAUGUCAAGACAUCCGAUGCAACUGAUGAGGAAGGUUUUAAGUUGGAGAAGAAAUUCAAGGAAGGGAAUGUGGUUCGUGUUCGUGUUCUUGAUUUCAGACAGAUGGAAGGGUUAGCCAUAUGUGCUGUUAAGGCAUCUGCAUUUGAAGAGUCUUUUUUCACCCAUGCUGAUGUCAAACCUGGUAUGGUGGUCAGGGGAAAGGUCAUUAAGAUUGAAGUGGAUGCUGCGGUAAUUCAGUUUUUAGGAGGUUUAAAGGCACUUUGUCCUCUCCAACAUAUGUCAGAACAUAGUCUUGCAAAGCCCCCCAAGAAAUUUAAGGUUGGGGUGGAUCUAGUAUUCCGGGUCCUCGGAGGCAAAUCAAAGCGCAUUAUGGUUACACAUAAAAGAACUCUUAGUGAUUCUAUGUGGACCCAUGCAAUGCGAAAAGAGAUGGAAGCUUUGAAUAUGAAUGAAACAUGGGAAGUGGUAAAAAUCCUCGAAGCAGCUCAUCUGGUCGGAUCCAAAUGGGUUUACACCAUUAAGUACAAAACAGACGGGAUUGUGGAUAGGUACAAAGCUCACCUCGUUGCCAAAGGAUUCAAUAAAAAAUAUGGAAUCGACAAUUUAGAGACUUUUGCUCAUGUUGCUAAGAUGAAGACUGUCAGAGUUCUUUGGCUGUGA